CACUCCCACUCCUAAACGCCGGCGAAAACUCAUCGGAAGCCCGAGCAUCCCCAAAUGGAAUCCGCCAUUUCAUUAUCAUCAUCAUCUUCUUCUUCCUCUCUCCUCCUACCUUCGCCUCGCCUUCGACUCCGCUCCAACUCCCAAGCCUCGAUUUUACUCCGGAGCCUCAAAUCCAGAAGCUUCCUCGCUCCGUCUCUUUCCCGCCAAAACCGGCCUAUAAUCCGAUCGCAAAGCUCCAAUCACCGACCGCUCGACGACGGCUUCGUCCUCGAAGACGUCCCUCACCUCACCGAUUUCCUCCCCAACUUGCCGUCAUAUCCGAAUCCAUUGCAACGGAGCCAAGCUUAUGCAGUUGUGAAGCAGACAUUUGUGAGCCCUGCGGAUGCGGUUGCACAGAAAGUUGUUGUUCAAGAUGAUAGUCCUAGAGGGGUACAUUUUCGACGAGCUGGGCCUCGGGAGAAGGUUUAUUUUAAGUCGGAGGAAGUGCGCGCUUGUAUAGUAACGUGUGGGGGUUUAUGCCCGGGGAUCAACACUGUGAUAAGAGAGAUUGUGUGCGGCUUGAGCUACAUGUAUGGUGUUGAGGAUAUACUUGGAAUUGAGGGAGGAUAUAGGGGCUUUUAUUCAAAAAAUACAUUAAAGUUGACUCCAAAAGUUGUCAAUGACAUCCAUAAGCGGGGUGGCACCUUUCUUCGCACUUCACGAGGAGGUCAUGAUACUAACAAGAUAGUUGAUAAUAUACAUGACCGGGGAAUAAAUCAGGUAUACAUAAUUGGGGGUGAUGGCACACAAAAAGGAGCAGCUCUAAUAUGCAAGGAAGUUGAGAAGCGUGGUCUUCAGGUGGCAGUUGCUGGGGUUCCUAAAACAAUCGAUAAUGAUAUUUCUGUGAUAGAUAAGUCAUUUGGUUUUGAUACUGCUGUUGAAGAAGCUCAGAGGGCCAUAAAUGCUGCACACGUGGAGGUUGAAAGUGUCGAUAAUGGUGUUGGAAUUGUCAAAUUGAUGGGAAGAUACAGUGGCUUCAUUGCUUCAUAUGCAACUUUGGCAAGUCGAGAUGUGGACUGUUGUUUGAUUCCAGAAUCUCCAUUCUAUUUGGAAGGAAAGGGUGGACUUUUUGAAUUUAUUGAACAGCGUCUUAAAGAAAAUGGACAUAUGGUUAUUGUGGUAGCAGAAGGAGCAGGGCAGGAGUAUGUUGCCCAGCAAAUGCAUGCUGCUGGAGAGAAAGAUGCAUCGGGAAAUAAGCUUCUCCUAGAUGUUGGUCUAUGGUUAACCCAAAAGAUUAAGGAUCAUUUUGCAAAAGGUCAGCAGAUGGCAAUAAAUAUGAAGUAUAUAGAUCCAACAUAUAUGAUACGAGCUAUUCCAAGUAAUGCAUCUGACAAUAUAUACUGCACUCUUCUGGGUCAUAGUGCUGUUCAUGGGGCGAUGGCUGGAUACAGCGGUUUCACGGUUGGGCCUGUUAACAGCAGACAUGCCUACAUACCAAUUUCUCGUGUGACAGAGAAGCAAAACACAGUGAGCUUGACAGAUCGGAUGUGGGCUAGGAUUCUUGCGUCAACAAACCAGCCUAGUUUCUUGGAGAGAAACGAGUUGCAGGAUGGAGUUGAUCUGAUCAACAGCAACAUGGAAAAUACCUCUAUAUAGAUAUAUGCGGCCAAGCUCAGUUCUUUCACGAGUGGAAAGCACACAUUGUUUCUUGCAUCUGCCAGUAACAGGUCAGAGGUAUUACCAUGCCUAAGUAGUUUUAUGCCGUUCUGUUUCGAAGUAGUUUUACACUUAGUUUAGGGAUUGGGAAGAUUCUUGUAAAGAUAUUUAACUGUGUGGAGAUGGAGGAUGUGAUCAUGAGAAAGAGAUUGGGUGGAAGAAAAUGGAUAGAAUAAAAAUAGAAAAACCAUUAAAAACCUCAGAUUUCAUUUGAAAAACGAUUCCACAAACAUUUUCUCUCCCUCUCAAUUCUUUAAUCACUCUAUUUCUCAUCAGCUUUUUCUUCCAUUUU
Molecule: messenger RNA, 1987 nt
Organism: Argentina anserina (silverweed cinquefoil)
Lineage: Eukaryota; Viridiplantae; Streptophyta; Magnoliopsida; Rosales; Rosaceae
Product: ATP-dependent 6-phosphofructokinase 4, chloroplastic
Exons: 14
Coding region: 55-1635 (526 amino acids)
Biological process (GO): fructose 6-phosphate metabolic process; glycolytic process
Cellular component (GO): cytoplasm
Molecular function (GO): ATP binding; 6-phosphofructokinase activity
Source: RefSeq, a predicted model, not a curated record